Messenger RNA from Ceratotherium simum simum (southern white rhinoceros), 633 nucleotides. The record is from RefSeq and is a predicted model, not a curated record. NCBI's taxonomy places the organism in Eukaryota, Metazoa, Chordata, Mammalia, Perissodactyla, Rhinocerotidae.
UUUCCCCAGGAGAGAGAGCGGAGGUCGCCAGCAUUUAACCUCCAAAUCACCAGCUUCCCCGAGAACAACAGCAGCGCUCUCCAGCUGUUCUGUCACCAGGAAGGAGUGAAGGAUGUGAAUAUUUCUGAACUUAUGAAGAAAUUAGAUAUCCUUGGCGAUAACGGGUGGCUGAAGCAGAUAGAAGGAACCGAGGCAGCCCUGACCCAGAAGAUGCUGGACCUGGAGAUGGAAAAGGACCUGUUCAGCAGGCAGAAGGGCUACCUGGAGGAGGAGCUGGACUACAGGAAGCAAGCGCUCGACCAGGCCUACCUGAGGAUCCAGGAGCUGGAGGCCACGCUGUACAACGCGCUGCAGCAGGAGCCGGGGCGGAGGGCCAGCGAGGCGCUGAGCGAGGGCCAGCGGGAGGACCUGCAGGCCGCCGUGGAGAAGGUGCGCAGGCAGAUCCUGAGGCAGAGCCGGGAGUUCGACAGCCAGAUCCUGCGGGAGCGCAUGGAGCUGCUGCAGCAGGCCCAGCAGAGAAUCCGAGAACUGGAGGAUAAGCUGGAGGUCCAGAGGCGACAUCUGAAAGAACUGGAGGAAAAGCGUCUGGGCCUCCCGGCCUGCACAGCCGGCGGUGUCCUCAGGGGGCAGUAG